UUGAGGAGAUUUGGAUUAUUUUCUGGAAAUCAAUUGCAUGUCAUAGUACAUAUCGGCAAUAUGACAUCUCUAGAUUUAAGACAACAGAAACUCGAACAACAGAGACAAUUAAUUGCACAAAAAAUGAAACAAAAACGACAAAGUGGUGCUGGUGGAAUGGUACAAGCAUCUAAUAUAUCGAACACUCAACUUACAAGUCAUUCUACAAAAUGGAUGAAUCCACAUAAAGAGCUUCGAGGAUAUGAUGGACCAUUACAGUUUAAUAUAUCACAAACAAAUACAGAUUUAAAUACAUUUAUAGAGAAUAAGGAUGUAGAAGCAAGAAUUAAUGAAGUUAGCACAGAAGGAAACUUUUACCAAGCUAUGGAAGCUGCUGAUUGUGCAGAUGAAGAAUCAUCACCUAUAGAUAUUCAUUCACCUUCGGAAUCUUUACCAUGUCCUUCACCUCUUAGAGUAGCUCCUUCAGAUGGUUCUAGUACACUUAUUAGUAGAGAAAACAAUUCUUCAAGUCCAGAAUUAGAAGGAAAUGUGGAAGGAAAUAUAGAACAUUUUGUAUUACAACCAGCAAAUAAAAAAAUGCAUUAUAAAUGUAGAAUAACGCGGGAUAGAAAAGGUAUGGAUCGUGGCCUUUAUCCAACCUAUUUUUUACAUUUAGAACGUGAUUAUGGAAAAAAGAUUUUUUUAUUGGCUGGACGUAAAAGAAAAAAAAGUACAACAAGUAACUAUUUAAUUUCUACUGAUCCUACGGAUCUUUCAAGAGCAGGCGAAUCUUAUAUUGGAAAAUUAAGAUCGAAUCUUCUGGGAACACAAUUUACUGUAUAUGAUAAUGGAUAUUCAUUAAUGAAAGAUGAUAAAAGAGACGAUCGUUUUAAUCCGAGACAAGAGUUAGCUGCAGUGAUAUACGAUACUAAUGUUUUAGGAUUUAAAGGACCACGUAAAAUGACUGUCAUUAUUCCGGGAAUGACAUCGGAUCAAAAAAGAGUUGAAAUUUGUCCACGAGAUGAAUCUGAAACAUUACUUGAACGAUGGAAAACAAAAAAUAUGGAUAAUUUAAUAGAAUUACAUAAUAAAACUCCUGUAUGGAACGACGAUACGCAGUCAUAUGUACUUAAUUUUCAUGGACGCGUGACACAAGCUUCUGUGAAAAAUUUUCAAGUGGUACAUGAUAGUGAUGUUGAUUAUGUUGUUAUGCAAUUCGGCCGUGUUGCAGAGGAUGUUUUUACAAUGGACUACAGGUUUCCAUUAUGUACACUUCAAGCAUUCGCUAUUGCUUUAAGCAGCUUUGAUAGUAAAUUAGCUUGUGAAUAAUAUAAUUCAUAAUUGAAAUAAUCAUAUAUUUAUAAAUGAUAAACUGCAUUAGAAGAAUUUGCAAUGGACAAUCAAUUGCAAUGAUGUUUUUUUACAAACAUAUCCGUAACUAUUUUAUUGAAAUCUCCUGACUAAGAAUAAUCAGUAUAAAUCAUGUGUUCAUUUUUCUUAUAUGGAAAAUGUUUUUAAAUG
Molecule: messenger RNA, 1500 nt
Organism: Apis laboriosa (Himalayan honeybee)
Lineage: Eukaryota; Metazoa; Arthropoda; Insecta; Hymenoptera; Apidae
Gene: ktub
Product: protein king tubby
Exons: 8
Coding region: 61-1308 (415 amino acids)
Biological process (GO): protein localization to cilium
Cellular component (GO): cilium
Source: RefSeq, a predicted model, not a curated record